UUAGCUCCCUAGUCCGGACAGAAUUUUUCGCUCCUUAUCUGUUCUCCGCGGCCCAUUGCCCCGUCCACUGUCCCCGGCAGGCAUGUCUCAAAUAGCAUCGCUACUCCUCUCUCCCUCUCUUUCUUUCCCCCUCAUACCCGCAGUUACCCCAAAUCCUCGCCGCGUCCCCUCUGUCCUCUUUAAAUCCUCUGGCCGACUCGCCGCCGCCGGCGUCCACUUUCCCGCCAUCACCUUCGCCGUCUCCGAGCCGAAUGCCUCAAACUAUCUCGAUGAAGAAGAGUCCAUCCUUCCCCUCCUCGAAGAACUCUCCGGAUGCCUCGGUCUGCCUACAGAUUACCUCUCAAAUCUCCCUGGAGAUCUUCGGCUAGAUCUAAAUGAUGCCGCUUUUGAUCUCGCUAAUGGCCCUGUCUUGGAUGAGCUCGUGAGGCUGCAUGCAGAAAAUGAAGCUCCUCAUCGUUACAAUUUUGUAGUGUGGCAAAGAAGUUGGGGAACUCUUUUUAAAUUUGUCUCGAGCAUGGGAGCAAGCCGACACAAUGACAUCAAACAUCCUAGCAAGCGAACUUCCGUCGUUGUAUGAUCAUUUGAGCAGUGAUCUCAAACCAGGCAAGGAGCAUGGAAACUAUUGCCAUUGUUUAUACCU
Phalaenopsis equestris is the source of this 640-nucleotide messenger RNA. RefSeq lists its product as uncharacterized. The coding region runs from base 83 to 577 and encodes 164 amino acids. The record is from RefSeq and is a predicted model, not a curated record. The transcript has 4 exons. Lineage: Eukaryota; Viridiplantae; Streptophyta; Magnoliopsida; Asparagales; Orchidaceae.